This is a messenger RNA of Megalopta genalis, 3290 nucleotides long. RefSeq names its product Extracellularly regulated kinase 7. The record is from RefSeq and is a predicted model, not a curated record. NCBI's taxonomy places the organism in Eukaryota, Metazoa, Arthropoda, Insecta, Hymenoptera, Halictidae. Gene Ontology annotation, molecular function: MAP kinase activity; ATP binding. Gene Ontology annotation, biological process: protein phosphorylation.
AAGGCUGAAUGAAAAGACUGUCCGAGUGGAGCUUCCUUCCUGAUGUGUAAAGAUGUGAAUGUGUUACGGUUCGCGAACAUCGUUCCCGUCUGAAAAUUUUCGUACGUCCACAAACGUUCGGGUCACCGGUCAGCGAAGUUCGCCCCUCUUCAAGGCCUCGCCACAAUGUCAGGGAAAAACACCACCGAAAAGGUUUUGGAAAUCGACGCACACGUCAGCAAACAUUAUGACAUAGUUCGACGUCUCGGCAAGGGGGCCUACGGUAUAGUAUGGAAGGCGAUAGACAAGAAAAACAAGGAGACGGUUGCGGUGAAGAAGAUCUUCGACGCCUUCCAAAACCAGACGGACGCGCAGCGCACGUUCCGCGAGAUAAUGUUCUUACUGUCGUUCGCUAAUCACGAGAACAUCAUACGACUGAUCGGUCUGCACAAGGCGAACAACGACCGGGAUAUUUAUCUCGUGUUCGAGUACAUGGAAAUCGAUCUUCACAACGUCAUUAAGAAGGGCAACCUCCUCAAGGACAUCCAUAAGGUCUUCAUCAUGUAUCAGCUGUUUAAGGCGAUCAAAUACAUACACUCGGGGAACGUGAUACACAGGGACCUGAAGCCGUCGAACGUUCUGCUGAACACUCAGUGCCAGUGUAAAAUCGCCGACUUCGGUCUGGCACGGUCGGUCACUCAGAUCGGCGAGGGUGACGGCGAAACCGGAAGUGAUCCCACCCUCACGGAUUACGUCGCAACCCGCUGGUAUCGAGCGCCGGAAAUACUCGUCGCUUCGAAAAGGUAUACGAAGGGCAUCGAUAUGUGGUCACUGGGGUGCAUUCUCGGCGAGAUGCUUCUUGGAAAGCCGCUAUUCCCUGGUUCAUCGACGAUCAACCAAGUCGAGAGAAUAAUGGCUACCCUACCGUCGCCCAGUAAAGAAGAUCUGAUGUCAGUCUGCGCCGGUUACGGAACCAAUUUGCUAGAGAAAACGCCGAAUGGACCGAGGCGGUCAUUGAGGGAUCUGUUACCAGACGUGUCUGAGAAGGCGUUGCACCUUAUCAGUAAUCUAAUAGUAUUCAACCCUAAUCGCAGGUUAACCGCUGUGGAGGCCUUGGAACACGCCUACGUAGCCAAUUUUCAUAAACGGAGCAAAGAACCGGAAAGGGGUUCGAGCGUGGUGCCGCUACUCAGGGACGAUGUACAGCUUUCCGUUGACGAUUACAGGAAUAAGCUGUACUCGAUGAUGGAUGAGAAACAUCGAAAACAUAAGAAUAUGUCCAAGUCUAGGAUUAGACGGCUUUCGGAGCACAUCAGGAAGGAAACUGCUGUCAAUCAUUCCAACCCCGUGAUCGGACAGGGUGAUGGAACUGUUGGCAAGAAUCCCGGACAUUCGUAUCAAGAUUUACGCAAGGAAAAAGGCAGAAACGACGUCUACGAGCCUUCCUGUUUGGAUGCACGCGCGCAUCUAGCGAAUAGAAAAACGACGCGGCAGCCGCAGAUUGAUAGCGGCGAGGGAAUCAGGAAGACAAGAACUAUAAGCACCUCCAUGGAGCCCCAAACACAAAACUCGACUGUGAAGAAUCAUCGACCGACUGCGAGGAGCGUGGCCACGCAGUACACGUAUAACUUAAUGAACGGCAAUGUAAACAACUUUACGCCUAGCGGGACUAAGAGUUGCCUGUACAUUAACCAACAGCACCGUCAAUUGUCCAAGUCCCAGCGAUCUAUACAGUCCGAUCAAGUGCCCAUGUGUUCUCCUGAUGGAAGGUCGGGCCAGCUGGCGCAGGUCGCUCGUACGAAGCCGCGGAAGAACGGCAAACAGACCCGGCAACCUGCCCGCUUUACGUCGGAUACAAACUGGCGUGGGCAAGAUCGGCAGAGGAUUUCGUUCGCCCACGACAGUCCUCAGAGCCUGCAAACGAAGUAUUUCGCGAAGACAUCGGAUAACACGAUUUGCUACUAUCUCAGAUCGAACGACAGUCAGAACAGCAAGAACGUCAGCAGCGGCAGCAACGCGAACAGCGCGGAAUCGUUGUGCGCUGCGCGCACGACAUCUGCCUCGAAGAAUCAGGUAAUCCGGAAUUAUCUGACCCAAGUGAUGCCGAUGCGAGUCGAACAGCAGAAACCAGCGCCUUGUCGAACGAAGAAAAACGCGGAUCACGCGAUCAUCCUGCGAAGCAACGCCGACCGAUUAGAGUCCUCCGAUUGUCCUGCGAAUGGCGCGCGACGAACGAAAAAUUCUGCUCCUACACACCGCCACGUAACGAGGGAGCAACCGAAGCACGCCACCGAAGGUGCUAAGUGGUCUGCGCCGGUGAACAACUCGGGUUAUCUCAACAAUUAUCGCCAGAGUCACGGUGUGAUAACGGCGUCCGCGUACAAAGACCUGCGAAGCGGGAAUAUAAAAUGGUAGAGACACCGGUGGGUCGGGCUUUCGAAAAAUAUGAACGGCGCCAGCCCGCGCAGUGAAGUCGCAGACAAAUAUUUUUAUACGAUUUCUUCACCCAGGUAGCUUUAGAGGAGUUUCCUUUUUUACAUCUUCGUGGUCACCUGAAAUUUACAAAUGUUGUUCGAUGUCAGUAUUAUGAAUGUCGUCAAGCAUCGCCGAUUAUUCCUACACACGCAACUGCCGAUAGAAUGUCAUGAAGCGUCGUGGUUCUUCACGGAAGCCGAUGCGUAAGUGCAACUUAGGGGCUGGCGAUACCACCGUUCUUUUUCUCGCGAGCUGCGAGGCACGUCGCGCGUGUGUGCCGGUCACUCAAAGUUCCUAAAAUUUCCAAGCAAUCGCAAUCAGUGUGUCGCGUAAUUGACACUCAAAGGGUUCCCACGGGUGGAAUCGUGUUUUCCGCGGGAACAAACCGCCGAACCCGUGGUGAACGAUACUUUAAGCGCUUAGGUAAGAAGAACCUUACAAGAGCUACGAUCUUUUUAUAACCGUAGGAUAAGGACCGUGAAUCGAGAGGAAAGAAAUAAUCAAUAAAGAUCGAAUCACACCUAUUUCGUUGAACUGACUUCCUGUAUCUUCAUUGUCUCGUUGGGAUAAGGUGCAGUAAAAUUCGGUCGGAAGACCGACAAUUAUCGCGCUGGGAUUCGACAAAGGUUCGGCACAUGGUCGGCAAUAAAUGUAGGAAUAUAAACCUCGUGAAAGCAUUCGUGAGGAACAAGGAAGGUUCACGCAUGAAUUUUAAUGUAUUCCGACCCUGUGUCUCGCUGGGACCAAGGAAUUGAUCCUGCUUCGCGUUCAAUGUUUACUCGUGAACGACACGCAGCAUGUAUACUUCUUUGUAAUAUAUCUUUUUGUGAUACAUA